This is a messenger RNA of Fusarium pseudograminearum CS3096, 1164 nucleotides long. RefSeq lists its product as uncharacterized. The transcript has 2 exons. The record is from RefSeq and is a predicted model, not a curated record. Lineage: Eukaryota; Fungi; Ascomycota; Sordariomycetes; Hypocreales; Nectriaceae. Bases 1 to 1164 code for a protein of 387 amino acids.
AUGGCCGACGCUGACUCGAACCCCUCUACAGCCACGCACAACUCGCCGCGAACAUGGCUUCUCACUUCAGCUCUGUCGCCCUUAGCUGUCCGGCUCAUCCGACUCCUUCUUUCACAUGGCGACUACGUUGUCGCAUGUCUACCACCCUACGAGAUCGAUCAUGAGGAUCGCAGCGCCGAGUUUCGCGAGCUUGUGAAUGAGUGUAAGAGCUCGAGAAAGGAUCGCGAAGGGUGGAAGGAUCGCAUUCGCGGCAUUCGAUGUGACGGCGCUUCCAUGGGAAGCUGUGGUGCUGCUGUCGCAGAAGCUGUUCAGGUUUUUGGACGGAUCGACAUUUUGUUAUGCUGCAAAUCUGAUGCUGUCGUUGGAACGGUAGAGGAACUAUCAACAACCCCAUUCACACAAAACCUCGUUCGCGACCAAUUCGAGUCUGUCUUCUUCUCUCAGGUCAACUUUAUCAAAUCUGCUCUUCCACAGCUCAGGUCCCAGCAUACAGGGCAUAUCAUUGUUCUGACAAGCACUGGCGGCCACAUUGGCACACCGGGCAUGUCAAUAUACACAGCUGCCACUUGGGCUCUCGAAGGCUUUUGCGACUCACUCGCAUAUGAGAUUGCGCCCUUCAAUAUCAAAGUCACAGUUGUUCAGCCCAACAAGGAGAUUCUGUCCUUAACCAAUCGUCUCACAUUCGCCCCUCAAUUGCCUGCUUAUGACCAGUACCAAGAGUCUGCCCCGAGUAUUCGCGACAUUCUCGCCAACGUCCUCAACACUCAUCCAGAUACGGCUUUGCCUUACCCCACAUCACCAGCCGACUAUGGACCUUCACCAAUGUCCCCACCAAGUAUAUCCAUCGAACCGGAUGUCGCGCCAGGGGAGAUCCUGCAUCGCUAUCCCAAGCUACCGCCUGGCGCAGCAGAUAAGCUGGUCAUGGAGACGGUCCACGCUUUAUCGGCGAUUGGAGGACAUGAGAACCCUCCGGCGCGCCACAUUGUUGGCUAUGAAGCUGCCGUUGCAGUAAAGGAAAAACUCAAAACAGUCACGGAGGAGUUGGAGGACUUCGUAGAAGCGAGUUUGUCUGUGGAUACGUUUGAAAGUGAGUUGCAAGCUGAAGCAAGAGAGAGGAAGCCGUCAGACCAAAGUCCCCAAGGACCACCAUCGUCUGUUGGAUAA